AUGAGGACUGAGAUAUUAAAACUUGAAAAGGACACUGAGAGUAAAACAAAAGAGGCUGAGCUGAUGGAUAUACAGCAACAGAAAGAAAACCUUGAGAAAAAGAUUCAGAAAAUGACACGUGAAAAGGGAGAACUGGAAGUCCUAAGGUCUGAGAUAGUCCUGGAAAAGAAAGAUCUGGAUCAGAAGAUGAAACAAGUUAUCAGAAAGAGGGAUGAUAUAGAGAAAAUGAAGACUGAGAUAGCAAAGGCCAGAGAGGAGAUCAACAGAGAGAGGCAAGAGCUGGAAAUUCUCAGGAAUGAUGUUCAAAGUGCAAGAGAAGAUUUUGAACGAUUGGUGGAGAGAACUGCACAUCUACAAGAUGAAGAAAAUGCCAAUGCUGACAUCCAAAGAUUGAUUUUAGAGGUCGUGAAAAUCAGGGAAAUGGUGAGAAAUCUGAAGAUUUACAUGGACAGCAGGAUGGAUGAAAGUAAUGCAGAGAAAGAUGAUAAGGAAAACUUAAAGUCUGAGAUCCAGAGGGUCAUUCAAGAUAUUGGACAAAUCCGGGAAAAUCUAGGAAGCCUUAGAGCAGAGAUAGAAACCACCAGAAGAGACAAGAAUGGCCUUGAGAAGAUGAGGGCACAACUUGUAGAGAAGCAACAAGAGGAAGAAAGCAUGAGAAAAAUGCUGCAGAAAGAAAGGGAAGAACUGGAGCAGUUGAAGGAUGAGAUCAAAAGAGAAAAGGAGGAUGUGGAGACCAAGAGAGAGCUGGUUGAGGCAGAAAUGGCUAUGGACACAAGGGAGAACAAGCAAGAACUUGAAAGGGUCAAUGAGGAACUCUUGAGAAACCAUAGUCAUCUGGAACAGCUCAACAGAGAUAUACAAAACCUGAGGCAAACCAUGGAAGAAAUGAAAACAAUGCAUGACAAGAAAAAGUCUGAACUAGAAGGCAUUACUUCUGAGAUAAAGAGGAGACAGCAGAUACUGGAGAAACAAAAACAUGAAAUGGAGGAGAAGGGUUGGAUCCUUGAAGAGAUAGAGAAGAAGAAAGACACACUUGAAAAGAUCAAUAUGCAAAUUCUGAGAAAGAGAGACAAUUUGGAAAAAGAAAAGGACAAUUUAAGACAAGAGAAGCAAGAGUUUGAGCUCUUGAGAGGGGAACUACAAAGACAGAGAGAUGAUUAUGAGUCCUCAAGACAAGCUUUGAUCAUGGAGAAGGAUCAGUUAGAAGACGAAAAAGCUGAAAUCAAUCAACAAAAGCAUGAAAUGAGUGCUGCCAUGAAGGCCAAUAAGAUAGAACUGGAAAAUCUAGAAAAUUUGAGGAAUGAACUAGAAAAUCAGAGGGCUAAGUUAGUCGAAAACCUCAAUGAUGCCACGAAAAUGGAAGAUAAACUACAAGAGAUGAUGAGUGAAUUAAACAAAGAAAAAGAGCAAGUGGAAGAAAUGAAGCAGAUGGUCAACAAAGAGAGAGAUUUGAUUGAACAAGAGAAAGAAGAUGUUAGAAAACAGACUCAUCAGCUUAGCGAUGGCCGUGCUGAGCUUCAGAAGAAGUCAGAGAUCUCCGACCGGCUGAUUCAGGAGGCAAAUCGUGAGAGAGAUAGAUUAACAGACCUCAGUCUAAAACUUCAAAUGCAAAAAGAAGAUAUAGAGAAAACCAUCACAGAAAUGGAGGCCGUGAAGAAAGAUCUCAAUAUAAUGAGUGCAGAAGUUCUAGAUGACAAGACACAACUGAAAAAUGACAGGGAUGAUUAUGAAAUGGAAAAGACACAUUUGCAGCUUAAGAUCGAAGAGUUAGCGAGAGAAACAGAGGACCUGGAAAGAAAAACCUUACAGCAGAGAGAACAAGAUGAGAUAGCAAAACAAGAGAUUCAAAGUCAGAGAGAGGCUCUAGAGCAAAUUAAGAUGGAUGUUCUAAAGGAAAGGGAUGAGAUUGACAAAGAGAAGGAAAAUAUACAUUCAGAAAGACAGAAACUGGUUACACUUCAAAGAGAAUUGCAAAGAAAGGAAAGUGAGCUUGAAAACAAAGAAAUCUUGGAGGUUAAAAGCAAUUUGGAAAAGAAGGAGGCAGAAAUUGAAGAGGAGAGACUGCAGUUAGUGGAAAUGGGUGAAACAAUGAAGAGAGAACACAAUGAAUACAGAAGGAUGAUUGCAGAAGUACAGAAAGAAAAAGAGCAGAUUGAAAUCAGCAAAACGUGGAUGGAUCAAGAGAAGAAAGAUCUUGAAAACAUGAAAAGUGAUCUGGAGAAGCAAUUACAAAAUUUAAAAGUUGAAAAAUUACAUGUACAAGAUGAGAAGAAUGCACUAGAACAGAUAAGGACAGAAUCUGAGGAGAUCCAAAAUGUUAUCAAAAAGGAGAGAGAGGACCAGGAAAAAUGUUGGAUGGAGAUUGAGGGAGAAAAGCAACGAGUGGAGGAAGAAAUCCGACAAUUAAAGAGACAGAGGGAAGAAACUGAUAAACUCCACAGUGAGUUACAAAACAAUAGAGAGGACAUUGAAAGUAGCAAAGACAAGAUUGAUAAAGAAAUGGAAGAAUUAUUGCAAACGAGGGUUGAGCUGGAAAAGAAAAAAGAAGAAAUAGACAAGGAUAAUCAAAAUCUUCAAGACGCUAAAUUUGACCUUGAAAAGACUAAAGCUGAGAUACAGAGACAGACAGACAAAAUGAAAGACAUAAUAGAAAUGAAAAUACAAAUAGAUAAAGACAGAGAAGAAAUUAAAUGUUUGUCUAAAGAGACUGAAAUAAAAAUGAGGGACCUUGAUAUGAUGAUGAAGGAGAUGGAGAGACAAAGGCAAGAAAUUGAGAAAACAAAAGCCAUUCUUGAAAAGGAUAAGACACAAAUUGACAAAGAAAAGAAAGACCUGGAAAAACAAAUGGUGGGUCAGAUUGAGGAGAUUCAAAACGAGAGACUGGCCCUUGAGGAGAUAAAGCAUGAACUUCUUCGUGAAAAACAAGAAACAGAGGAAGAAAAGAAUAACUUAAUAACUCUAAGAAACAAACUAGAAGUUUUAAGAGCAGAGAUAAAGAACCAGCAGGAUGAAAAUGAGAUUGUGAAAAAGAAGCUUCUUUUGGAAAAAUCAAACACCGAGGAACGACAGGCCGAAGUGCUCAACCAGCAGCUACAGAAUGAUCAAACCAAGGAGGAAAACAAGAAAGAGGGAGAAAAUAUAGAACAACAGAGGUUUGAACUUGAACAGCAGAAACAGACGUUGGUGCUUAGAAACUUAAAAAUGAUGGAGGAAACGCAAGAAAUGGAAAACAGAAAAUACAUGACUAACAAAGAAAGAGAUAAGGUUGAUCAAAUGCAAGCUGAGAUACAAACUCAGAUUCAGUCAAUUGAACUACAAAGGCAAAUCCUCCAAGACAAGCAAAAAACUCUUGAGGAAAAAGAGGUAAUAAUACAGAGGAAGGGAGAGGAAGUAGAGAGGAGAAACAUGGAAUUAGACGGAAUUGCUGGUCAGCUUCAGAUUGAACAAGAACAUUUAGAUAAUGUUCGCGAGGAAACCAAUAAGAGACAACAUGCCCUUGACGUGAUGCAGGUUGACAUAGAAUUGCAUAAACAGAAAAAUAAUAAGGACUUUGAGUUUCUUGAGAAGAUCCGACAUGAAAUAGAAAAAGAAAAGUUAGAAAUGAAGCAGAAAAAAGAUGAUCUGCAGAUCUGGACUGAACAACAGAAAGAAGAGGUUGAAUCCCAAUUAGAAGAGCUAGAGAAAGAGAGAGAAAAAAUGAAACAGAUUCAAAGAGAGCUUCACACUGAGAGAGAACAAACUAUGAAAUGGAAAGCUGAUAUAAGUAGGAAAAAUGAUGAAAUAGAGACCAUGAGACAAACAGUUAUCAUGGAGAAGAUUGAACUGGAGCAGAAAGAUACAUAUAUUACUGAGCAGCAGCAAAGACUGGAUCAAAGUAUAAGAGAGAUGAAGGAAGAAAGACGUGAAAUGGAUAAGAUAAGGAUUGAACUAGAAGCUCAGAGACAACAAAUGGAAGAGGACAUGAGGAUAAAAGCAAAACAGGAAAGAGAACUUGCACAACUGAGAGAUGAAAUACAAAGCGAAAAACAAGACAUUGGUGAAAACAGGAACAUGACUAACAAAUUAAUGGAAGAUCUGGAAAUCAUGAAAGCCAAGCUGGUGGAACAAGAAGAAGAGAUCCAAACUGAAGCAGAAAAAUUGCAGGUGGAGAGAAGACUGGUUUCCAAGACAAAAUCUGAGGUGCAGAAUGACACUGAAAAUCUGACGAACAUCUUAGAAGAGAUCAGAAGGGAGCGAGAAAAACUGGACAUAAAGGAGGCCCACCUUAAACUAAUGAAGGAGCAGUGUGACAAUAUCAUGGAAGAAACUAAGAGGAAGAAGAGUGCACUGGAAAAGGCUGUUGAUGACAUAGCAGAGCAAAAUCAAAAGAUUGAGAUCAAGAAAGAUCUUCUAGAAAAAGAGACACUGAAACAGAAAAAAGACAUUGAAACAGAAAGAGAAGAUUUACAAAGACAAGCAGAUGAACUGAAACUGCAAAUGACAAAACACAGAGAAAAGGAAGACAUUAAUAAAAGAUCAAUGGAUGAUUUCCUGAGCCAGAGAGAUGAAUUAGAGAAAGAAAAAGAGGACAUGAUGAAGAAGUGGAAAAAACUGGAGGUUCUUCAGAAGGGAAUACAAAAACAAAAAGAUGAAAUGGAAUCAAUGCAAAAUGAGUUACAGAAUGAAAAUAUUAAAAUGAAUCAACACCAGCAGAAAGUAGAAGGGAGUUUAAGGGCCAUGAAUGAGGAGAAGAAAGAUCUGGAGAAAACGAGGAAUGAUUUUGAAACACAAAUGGAACAGAUGAGAGUAAAAGCAAAGAUAGAGAGAGAAGAACUUAAUCAGAUACAGGCUAAACUGGAAAUUAAGAAAACAGAAAUAGAAAAUGAACAGAAAAAAAUGGAUGAUGAUUGGAAGAUGAUUGGACAGGAAAGAAAGGACCUGGAUAAAAUGAGGACUGAAAUAAUGACACAAAGACAUCAAAUGGAAGACGACAUGAGAGAAGCAAUCCAACUAGAGAGAUCAGCACUUGACCUGAAAAUACAAGAGAUUGAUCUAGAAAAGGACACAAUUGAAAAGAACACAGAAAUAAUUCAAAGAUUAAUGGAUGAGGUGGAGGAACAGAGACAUGAUAUUGCAAUCCAGAAAGAAGAGCUUGAACUUGAGAAACAAAAGAUCACAGAUGAAAAAUAUAUUCUGGCUGAAAGAAAGAAUGAACUGCAAAAUGAAAUUGAAAGAAUCAGAUAUAUGGAAGAGGAAAUAAAGAAGGAAAGAGAAAAACUUAAGGAAAUGGAAGCUAAUCUACAAAAGGACAAAGAUUUAAUUGAAAGUGUCAUUGAAGAAACAAAGAGACAAAAAGAGGAUCUGGAAAAGAUGAGCACGGACAUAAAUGAACAAAAACAAGAGUUGAAGAACUCCAGUGACCUUCUAGAACAAGAAAGAGGAGACAUUGCAAAUAAAUGGACACAAUUACAGCAGAGAAUUGAUGAAUUUGAGGAUCAAGUCAGAAAACAGAAGGAAGAGGAUAUAACAGAACAGAAGAAGAUAGAGAAAGAAAGAAAAAGUCUAGAAAAAUCCAAAGCUGAGAUCUUAGAGGUGAAGACUAAAGCUGAGCAGGAACAUCAUGACAUAAACCUAAAAACACAAGAGUUAAACAUAUUGAAAGAACAGAUUUUGAAAGAAAAGGAGAAAGAAGAAGAAAUAAUAGUACAAGCAAAGAUGGAGAGAGAAGAACUUGAUGAGAUCAAGAGUGAAAUGGAGAGAGAGAAAACUGAAAUAGAUAAUGAGCAGAAGAAAAUGGAUGAUGACAGGAAGAUGAUUGAACAGGAAAGAAAGGACCUGGAGAAGAUGAGGACGGACAUAACUGAACAAAAACAAGAGUUGAAGAACUCCAGUGACCUUCUAGAACAAGAAAGAGGAGACAUUAAAAAUAAAUCGACACAAUUACAGAAGAGAAUUGAUGAAUUUGAUGCACAAGUCAGAAAACAGAAGGAAGAGGAUAUAACAGAACAGAUGAAGCUGGAAGAAGAAAGAAAAAGUCUAGAAAAAUCCAAAGCCGAGAUCCUAGAGGUGAAGACUAAAGCUGAGCAGGAACAUCGUGACAUAAACCUAAAAGCACAAGAGUUAAACAUAUUGAAAGAACAGAUUUUGAAAGAAAAAGAGAAAGAAGAAAUACUAGUAAAAGCAAAGGUGGAGAGGGGAGAACUUGAUCAGAUAAAGAGUGAAUUGGAGAAAGAGAAAACUGAAAUAGACCAUGAGCAGAAGAAAAUGGAUGAUGAAAGGAAGAUGAUUGAACAGGAAAGAAAGGACCUGGAGAAGAUGAGGACUGAAAUAAUGACACAAAGACAGCAAAUGGAAGAAGACAUGAGAGAGGAAAUCCAACUAGAGAGAUCAGCACUUGACCAGAAAAUACAAGAGAUUGAUCUAGAAAAGGACACAAUUGAAAAGAACAAAGAAAUAAUUCAAAGAUUAAUGGAUGAGGUGGAGGAGCAGAGACAUAAUAUUUCAAUCCAGAAAGAAGAGCUUGAACUUGAGAAACAAAAGAUCACAGAUGAAAAAGAUAUUCUGGCUGAAAGAAAGAAUGAACUGCAAAAUGAAAUUGAAAGAAUCAGAUAUAUGGAAGAGGAAAUAAAGAAGGAAAGAGAAAAACUGAAGGAAAUGGAAGCUCAUCUACAAAUGGACAAAGAUUUAAUUGAAAGUGUCAUUGAAGAAACAAAGAGACAAAAAGAGGAUCUGGAAAAGAUGAGCACGGACAUAAAUAAACAAAAACAAGAGUUGAAGAACUCCAGUGACCUUCUAGAACAAGAAAGAGGAGACAUUAAAAAUAAAUGGACACAAUUACAGCAGAGAACUGAUGAAUUUGAGGAUCAAGUCAGAAAGAAGAAGGAAGAGGAUAUGAAAGAACAGAAGAAGAUGGAAGAAGAAAGAAAAAGUCUAGAAACAUCCAAAGCUGAGAUCCAGGAGUUAAAGACUAAAGCUGAGCAGGAACAUCAUGAUAUAAACCUAAAAACACAAGAGUUAAACACACUGCAAGGACAGAUUAUGAAAGAAAAAGAGAAACAAGAAGAAAUGAGAGUAAAAGCAAAGAUUGACAGAGAAGAACUUGAUCAGAUAAAGAGUGAACUCGAGAAAGAUAAAACUGAAAUAGAUAAUAAGCAGAACAAAAUGGAUGAUGGCAGGAAGAUGAUUGAACAGGAAAGAAAGGACCUGGAGAAGAUGAGGACUGAAAUAAUGACACAAAGACAGCAAAUGGAAGAAGACAUGAGAGAAGCAAUCCAACUAGAGAGAUCAGCACUUGACCAGAAAAUACAAGAGAUUGAUCUAGAAAAAGACACAAUUGAAAAGAACAAAGAAAUGAUUCAAAGAUUAAUGGAUGAGGUGGAGGAACAGAGACAUGAUAUUGCAAUCCAGAAAGAAGAGCUUGAACUUGAGAAACAAAAGAUCACAGAUGAAAAAGAUAUUCUGGCUGAAAGAAAGACUGAUCUGCAAAAUGAAGUUGAUCAAAUCAGAUAUAUGGAAGAGGAAAUAAAGAAGGAGAGAGAAAAACUGAAGGAAAUGGAAGCUCAUCUACACAAGGACAAAGAUUUAAUUGAAAGUCAGAGAAUUGAUGAAUCCGAUGCUCAAGUCAGAAAACUGAAGGAAGAUCAUAUAACAGAACAGAUGAAGAUGGACGAAGAAAGAAAAAGUCUAGAAAAAUCCAAAGCUGAGAUCCAGGAGUUAAAGACUAAAGCUGAGCAAGAACAUCAUGAUAUAAACCUAAAAGCACAAGAGUUAAAAAUAUUGAAACAACAGAUUUUGAAAGAAAAAGAGAAAGAAGAAAUAACAGUAAAAGCAAAGAUUGAGAGAGAAGAACUUGAUCAGAUAAAGAGUGAAUUGGAGAGAGAGAAAACUGAAAUAGAUAAUGAGCAGAAAAAAUUGGAUGAUGACAGGAAGAUGAUUGAACUGGAAAGAAGGGACCUGGACAGGAUGAGGACUGAAAUAAUGACACAAAGACAUCAAAUGAAAGAAGACAUGACAGAGGCAAUCCAACUGGAGAGAUCAGCACUUGACCAGAAAACACAAGAGAUUGAUCUAGAAAAAGACACAAUUGAAAAGAACAAAGAAAUGAUUCAAAAAAUUAUGGAUGAGGUGGAGGAACAGAGACAUGAUAUUGCAAUCCAGAAAGAAGAGCUUGAACUUGAGAAACAAAAGAUCACAGAUGAAAAUGAUAUUUUGGAUGAAAGAAAGACUGAACUGCACAAUGAAGUUGAAAGAAUCAGAUAUAUGGAACAGGAAAUAAAGAACGAAAUGGAAAAACUGAAGGAAAUGGAAGCUCAUCUACAAAAGGACAAAGAUUUAAUUGAAAGUGUCAUUGAAGAAACAAAGAGACAAAAAGAGGAUCUGGAAAAGAUGAGAACGGACAUAAAUGAACAAAAACAAGAGUUGAAGAACUCCAGUGACCUUCUAGAACAAGAAAGAGGAGACAUUAAAAAUAAAUGGACAAAAUUACAGCAGAGAGUUGAUGAAUUUGAGGAUCAAGUCAGAAAACAGAAGGAAGAGGAUAUAAUAGAACAGAAGAAGAUGGAUGAAGAAAGAAGAAGUCUAGAAAAGACCAAAGCUGAAAUCCAGGAGUUAAAGACUAAAGCUGAGCAGGAACAUCAUGAUAUAAACCUAAAAUCACAAGAGUUAAACAUAUUAAAAGAACAGAUUUUGAAAGAAAAAGAGAAAGAAGAAAUAAAAGUAAAAGCAAAGAUCGAGAGAGAAGAACUUGAUCUGAUAAAGAGUGACCUGGAGAGAGAGAAAACUGAAAUAGACCAUGAGCAGAAGAAAAUGGACGAUGACAGGAAGAUGAUUGAACAGGAAAGAAAGGACCUGGAGAAGAUGAGGACUGAAAUAAUGACACAAAGACAUCAAAUGGAAGAAGAAAUGACAGAGGCAAUCCAACUGGAGAGAUCAGCACUUGACCAGAAAAUACAAGAAAUUGAUCUAGAAAAGGACACAAUUGAAAAGAACCAAGAAAUAAUUCAAAGAUUAAUGGAUGAGAUGGAGGAACAGAGACAUGAUAUUGCAAUCCAGAAAGAAGAGCUUGAACUUGAGAAACAAAAGAUCACAGAUGAAAAAGAUAUUAUGGCUGAAAGAAAGAAUGAACUGCAAAAUGAAAUUGAAAGAAUCAGAUCUAUGGAAGAGGAAAUAAAGAAUGAAAGAGAAAAACUGACGGAAAUGGAAGCUCAUCUACAAAAGGACAAAGAAUUAAUUGAAAGUGUCAUUGAAGAAACAAAGAGACAAAAAGAGGACCUGGAGAAGAUGAGGACGGACAUAAAUAAACAAAAACAACAGUUGAAGAACUCCAGUGACCUUCUAGAACAAGAAAGAGGAGACAUUAAAAAUAAAUGGACUCAAUUACAGCAGAGAACUGAUGAAUUUGAGGAUCAAGUCAGAAAAAAGAAGGAAGAGGAUAUAACAGAACAAAUGAAGAUGGAAGAAGAAAGAAAAAGUCUAGAAAAAUCCAAAGCUGAGAUCCAGGAGUUAAAGACUAAAGCUGAGCAGGAACAUCAUGACAUAAACCUAAAAACACAAGAGUUAAACACACUGCAAGGACAGAUUAUGAAAGAAAAAGAGAAACAAGAAGAAAUGAGAGUAAAAGCAAAGAUGGACAGAGAAGAACUUGAUCAGAUAAAGAGUGAACUUGAGAUAGAUAAAACUGAAAUAGAUAAUAAGCAGAAGAAAAUGGAUGAUGGCAAGAAGAUGAUUGAACAGGAAAGAAAGGACCUGGAGAAGAUGAGGACUGAAAUAAUGACAAAAAGACAGCAAAUGGAAGAAGACAUGAGAGAAGCAAUCCAACUAGAGAGAUCAGCACUUGACCAGAAAAUACAAGAGAUUGAUCUAGAAAAGGACAAAAAUGAAAAGAACAAAGAAAUGAUUCAAAGAUUAAUGGAUGAGGUGGAGGAACAGAGACAUGAUAUUGCAAUCCAGACAGAAGAGCUUGAACUUGAGAAACAAAAGAUCACAGAUGAAAAAGAUAUUCUGGCUGAAAGAAAGACUGAACUGCAAAAUGAAGUUGAUCAAAUCAGAUAUAUGGAAGAGGAAAUAAAGAAGGAGAGAGACAAACUGAAGGAAAUGGAAGCUCAUCUACACAAGGACAAAGAUUUAAUUGAAAGUCAGAGAAUUGAUGAAUCCGAUGCUCAAGUCAGAAAACUGAAGGAAGAUCAUAUAACAGAACAGAUGAAGAUGGACGAAGAAAGAAAAAGUCUAGAAAAAUCCAAAGCUGAGAUUCAGGAGUUAAAGACUAAAGCUGAGCAGGAACAUCAUGAUAUAAACCUAAAAGCACAAGAGUUAAACAUAUUGAAACAACAGAUUUUGAAAGAAAAAGAGAAAGAAGAAAUAACAGUAAAAGCAAAGAUUGAGAGAGAAGAACUUGAUCAGAUAAAGAGUGAAUUGGAGAGAGAGAAAACUAAAAUAGAUAAUGAGCAGAAAAAUAUGGAUGAUGACAGGAAGAUGAUUGAACAGGAAAGAAGGGACCUGGAGAAGAUGAGGAUUGAAAUAAUGACACAAAGACAGCAAAUGGAAGAAGACAUGACAGAGGCAAUCCAACUAGAGAGAUCAGCACUUGACCAGAAAAUACAAGAGAUUGAUCUAGAAAAGGACACAAUUGAAAAGAACAAAGAAAUGAUUCAAAGAUUAAUGGAUGAGGUGGAGGAACAGAGACAUGAUAUUGCAAUCCAGAAAGAAGAGCUUGAACUUGAGAAACAAAAGAUCACAGAUGAAAAAGAUAUUAUGGCUGAAAGAAAGAAUGAACUGCAAAAUGAAAUUGAAAGAAUCAGAUCUAUGGAAGAGGAAAUAAAGAAUGAAAGAGAAAAACUGAAGGAAAUGGAAGCUCAUCUACAAAAGGACAAAGAAUUAAUUGAAAGUGUCAUUGAAGAAACAAAGAGACAAAAAGAGGACCUGGAAAAGAUGAGGACGGACAUAAAUAAACAAAAACAACAGUUGAAGAACUCCAGUGACCUUCUAGAACAAGAAAGAGGAGACAUUAAAAAUAAAUGGACUCAAUUACAGCAGAGAACUGAUGAAUUUGAGGAUCAAGUCAGAAAAAAGAAGGAAGAGGAUAUAACAGAACAAAUGAAGAUGGAAGAAGAAAGAAAAAGUCUAGAAAAAUCCAAAGCUGAGAUCCAGGAGUUAAAGACUAAAGCUGAGCAGGAACAUCAUGACAUAAACCUAAAAACACAAGAGUUAAACACACUGCAAGGACAGAUUAUGAAAGAAAAAGAGAAACAAAAAGAAAUGAGAGUAAAAGCAAAGAUGGACAGAGAAGAACUUGAUCAGAUAAAGAGUGAACUUGAGAUAGAUAAAACUGAAAUAGAUAAUAAGCAGAAGAAAAUGGAUGAUGGCAAGAAGAUGAUUGAACAGGAAAAAAGGACCUGGAGAAGAUGA
Messenger RNA from Pimephales promelas (fathead minnow), 11382 nucleotides. The record is from RefSeq and is a predicted model, not a curated record. Lineage: Eukaryota; Metazoa; Chordata; Actinopteri; Cypriniformes; Leuciscidae.